GUUCUGGAUAGAAAUGCAAAAUUCCUUCGCUUCUCUGGUGGCAAUGAAAACUGUACAAAAGCAAAUGACAUGUUCUAUUGCUCAAAAAUGAUCUACGUUUGUGAAACCAAUCUCAGCUACGUGUAUUUAGAUUCUGACAGAGUGCAUAGACAAUGUGUGACAGCUAGGAGAGAAUGUGACGGAAUAAGUGCACUUACCCUUGACGUGCUUCUUAACUGCACUAAACACCUCAACGCAACUCUGAGGUACGAUAAAUCCGAGAUAUGUAAGGAAUAUCCAGAUGUGGAAAAUAAAAUAUGCCCCAAGCGGAAUUAUAAGGUUCCAGAAUUCGUCAAUAUUACGUCAUUUGUAGCAGAGCAGGGAAAAUUACAAAGGAUGAUACAAGAAAACAACGUGACCAGUAAUUGCAGCUUUCACGUCCUCAACGCCGCAUGUUACGGUGGUUUUCCAGCCUGUACGAGAGAUGAGGCGUAUGCAGUGUCAUUGCUUGGUAAAGGGUUUUGCCUCAAAGUCAUGAAAUGUUUAGAACAUGCAAACAAUACCAAUCUCACAAACUUUGCAACGAAUCUUUGUCAGAAGCUCCCUGAUGAAGACACAGCCAAAAAUAUCUCAAUCAAAGACAUAGAAAUUCCUUUGGUAAAAACCUCGAAAUCGCCACCAUUUACCAUCGCCGAUUUGGGAACCAGCAUAACUGUUCCAAGCUCAAAACCAAGUCAAACCCACACAAAGAUGAGAUUUUUGACGGCCAGCACAACAGCGGAAAACAACAAGACCACUACAAAAGCACCAUGCUGUGGGGCAUCAAGCUUGCAUACAUUGGGUCUCACUGCUAUCGUUUGGUUAAUCUCAGCAAGUUUUGUAAUCUAAAUUUACACCAAAAAUAACUUGAUAGGUAAAAAGAAUUGUAAUACGCAGCAUCAGAGUUUGUAUGGGGGUCUGGGAAACCUCUCCCAGAAACGUUUCUGUAAUGUUAGGUCUCUCUGAUUUGAUUUCCUGCAUUAUGGGGGAUACUUACUGGAGUGAGGUU
Molecule: messenger RNA, 1027 nt
Organism: Dendronephthya gigantea
Lineage: Eukaryota; Metazoa; Cnidaria; Anthozoa; Malacalcyonacea; Nephtheidae
Exons: 3
Coding region: 70-867 (265 amino acids)
Source: RefSeq, a predicted model, not a curated record